AUGGCGGACGCGGUGCUGUUCGAGUUUCUGCACACGGAGAUAGUGGCGGAACUAUGGGCGCAGAACCCUGACCCAAGUCCCGGGGUGAGCGCCGGGCCCCGGGGGGAGAAGUUCGGCUCCUCUCCUGGACAGAAGCCGAGCUCGACGGUCCUCGAGGCCAUGGGCUUCCGUGUGGGCCAGGCUCUGGGCGAGAGGCUGCCCCGGGACACCCUGGCCUUCAGGGAGGAGCUGGACGCCCUCAAGUUCCUGUGCAAGGAUGUGUGGGCAGCGGUGUUCCAGAAGCAGAUGGACGGCCUGCGCACCAACCACCAGGGCACCUACGUCCUCCAGGACAACAGCUUCCCCCUCCUGGUCCGGAUGGCCGCUGGCCUGCAGUAUCUGGAGGAGGCACCCAAGUUCCUGGCCUUCACCUGCGGCCUCCUGCGAGGGACCCUCAGCACCCUGGGCAUCAAGAGCCUGGUCACCGCCUCCGUGACGGCCCUGCCCGCCUGUAAGUUCCAGGUGGUUAUCCAGAGAGCCUGA
This is a messenger RNA of Elephantulus edwardii (Cape elephant shrew), 522 nucleotides long. It is a transcript of the gene TRAPPC6A, whose product is annotated as trafficking protein particle complex 6A. NCBI's taxonomy places the organism in Eukaryota, Metazoa, Chordata, Mammalia, Macroscelidea, Macroscelididae. The transcript is spliced from 7 exons. The record is from RefSeq and is a predicted model, not a curated record. The coding region runs from base 1 to 522 and encodes 173 amino acids. Gene Ontology annotation, cellular component: trans-Golgi network; TRAPP complex; cis-Golgi network. Gene Ontology annotation, biological process: regulation of GTPase activity; endoplasmic reticulum to Golgi vesicle-mediated transport.